Messenger RNA from Notothenia coriiceps (black rockcod), 1937 nucleotides. It is a transcript of the gene arhgap1, whose product is annotated as Rho GTPase activating protein 1. Gene Ontology annotation, biological process: small GTPase-mediated signal transduction; negative regulation of endocytic recycling. Gene Ontology annotation, cellular component: cytoplasm. The coding region runs from base 180 to 1472 and encodes 430 amino acids. Gene Ontology annotation, molecular function: GTPase activator activity. The transcript has 13 exons. NCBI's taxonomy places the organism in Eukaryota, Metazoa, Chordata, Actinopteri, Perciformes, Nototheniidae. The record is from RefSeq and is a predicted model, not a curated record.
GCAUUAUUGUUGUCUGUCAACAGCAGUGAUCAAAUCUACUUGAGACGCCACAAAGCCCACCUGGUGACCAUAAGGAAACUAAACAUCACGGACUUUGGCUUCUCCUCUGUGGAAGUUGCAGCUGUGUGUGUGAGUGUGUGUGCGCGUGUGUGUGUGUAGGGCUUUUUUUCUGCAGCGUGAUGUCUUCAGAGCUGCUGGUAGAUCUGGGCGAAGACCCAACGACGGCACAGUUGGGACAGCUGAAGCUGACAACGAUAGAGGACCAGCAGUGGCCCGCAGAUGAGACCACUCUCAGCAAGUCAGAGACCGAUAUGUCCCAGCGCUUCGAUGCCGACUCCCCCCACCUGUCCUGGGACCAUCCCUUCUAUGACAUCGCUCGGCAUCAAAUCAUUGAAGUUGCAGGUGAUGAUAACUUUGGCAGGAAGGUGAUAGUGUUUAACGCAUGUAGGAUGCCUCCACAUCACCAACUGGACCAUCACAAGCUGCUGAUGUAUCUUAAAGGAACACUGGAUCAGUAUGUUGAAAGUGAUUACACUCUGAUCUAUUUCCAUCAUGGGCUGACCAGGGAAAACAAACCCUCUCUCAGCUGGCUGCGGGAUGCAUACAGGGAGUUUGACAGAAAGUAUAAGAAGAACAUCAAGGCGUUGUAUAUCGUCCACCCUACCAUGUUCAUCAAGACUCUACUGAUCCUCUUCAAACCACUUAUCAGCCUUAAGUUUGGCAGGAAGAUAAACUACGUGAGUUAUCUGAGUGAGCUGGAGGAUGUGGUGAAGUGUGAGCAGCUGAUCAUUCCUGCCCGGGUCAAAGAGUACGACAACAAGUUGAGAGCGUCUCUGAAAUCAGGCGCUGAGCCCCCCGUGUCUCCUCUUCAUAGCCCCCCCCUCCCCAACCAGGUGUUUGGGGUGCCACUUGCAAUACUCAAACAAAGGAGUCCAGAUGAGGAUCCAGUCCCCGUGGUGAUGAGAGACACCAUCAACUUCCUUUCAGAGCAAGGUUUGGAGAUCGAAGGGAUCUUCAGACGUUCUGCUAACGUGACGUUGGUAAAGGAGACACAGCUCCAGUACAACUCGGGGGCAACAGUGAAUUUCAGAGAGAUGGAAGAUGUCCACUUGGCUGCUGUGAUCCUGAAGACGUUCCUGAGGGAGCUGCCGGAGCCCCUCCUCACCUACCAGCUCUACAACGACAUCGUCAACUUCAGCUCUGUACCCACUGACAGCCAGGUGGAGCAGCUGAAGACCCUGAUGGAGUCUCUGCCAGAGGAGAACAAUGUGUCACUGCGGUACCUCAUCUCAUUCCUGGCCCAGGUGUCAGCCAACAGUGAGGUGAACAAGAUGACCAACAGUAACCUGGCUGUGGUGUUUGGGCCUAACCUGCUCUGGGGGCGGGACAACGCUAUGUCACUCAGUGCCAUUGGGCCAAUCAACAACUUCACCAGAAUCCUGCUGGACCAACAGCACCUGGUCUUCACCUAAACCCCUCCCCCCACCCCCCUCCACCUUCCAUCCUGCAGGCUCUCUUCCAGUCAGUCCAUCAAAACAGUAGACACUCUGAAAAUUCAUUCUGCUCACACCAUUCUCUACAUUCUGAUUAGCAUUGUCUUUAUACAUAGAGCCUCCAUUUCGAUGUGACUCGAGGCACCAACAUGGAUAUAGGAGAAAUAUUAGACUGCAGGCAAAUAACUCUUACAAUAAACGUGUUAUAGCACACACUUCAACUGGCUCACUUUGGUAUGACAGGAAUUUGGAGACGCUGAUUCAACUUCAAAGUGGCGAGUCGUAUAUUCUGCUUCUGCUGUCUGUCAUUCCGCCUCAUGAAGUAACAGUAAUCAUGAACAAACCAAAAACAAGAUUAUAUAGAUAUACAGAAAUAACCACUUUGAAUAAACUCACAGCAGAUAUUAACAGGCGAUAUCCUUCAUUUUGGUCACGAAUAGAAAA